AUGUUUUCCGUCAUCAUCCCCGGCCGACCCUGCCUGACGGACAUCGUCGCCGUCGACGGCCAGCCCAACGGUCAACCCACCAAAUUUGCCUUUACCUUCCCGCAGACGCCCGCCUUCGACGAGCUAGUCGUCUUCUUCCUCCCAGGCACCGUGCUGCCCCCGGACACCGCCGCCGCCAUCUACCUCCAAUUCCCGGAGUCGACCGCCGCUGCCCCGCAGUUCCGCUUCAUCGGCGCAUUAGCCAACGAACGGCCCUCCGCCGUCUUCAAAGUCCACCCGCCUUCCCCGGAAAUGGCGUCCUCGCUAUCGUCCGCGAUGGUCACGCUGGGAAUCUCGAUCGAGCCCGUGCAGGCCGUCGCGCCGCAGCUCGCCGCGCUGGAGGCGGAGGAGACCAACAACAACCCGGGGUCAUCGAUGGCGCUGACGACCGCCACGCGACCACCCAUCAGCACUAAGGUUCUGGCGCAGCGGAUCAUCGGGAAUGCGUUCAACUUCCUGGCGAGCUUUGCGUCCUCGGAUAAGGGCCAGGAUGUGGUGCCGCUGAAGAGCUUUCAGGAUUGGUGGAAGAAGUUUGAGAGGCGGGUGGAUAUGGAUCCGUCGUUUUUGGAGAGGGAAGAUCCGACAGCUACGGGCUGAGCGGUGCAGCACAGCAUCAGGGUGGGGACUUGUGGACUUCGACCACGGGAAUGAAUUUAGGGGCAUUUUCGCUGGGGUUGACGGGUUUUGU
Aspergillus uvarum CBS 121591 is the source of this 727-nucleotide messenger RNA. RefSeq names its product OPI10 family protein. Gene Ontology annotation, molecular function: nuclear import signal receptor activity. The transcript has a single exon. The record is from RefSeq and is a predicted model, not a curated record. NCBI's taxonomy places the organism in Eukaryota, Fungi, Ascomycota, Eurotiomycetes, Eurotiales, Aspergillaceae. Gene Ontology annotation, biological process: protein import into nucleus. Gene Ontology annotation, cellular component: cytosol; nucleus. The coding region runs from base 1 to 636 and encodes 211 amino acids.